Molecule: messenger RNA, 662 nt
Organism: Paramecium primaurelia
Lineage: Eukaryota; Ciliophora; Oligohymenophorea; Peniculida; Parameciidae
Source: the annotation of a GenBank genome assembly
GUUUGUUGAUUACAUUUAUAGAAACAUCAGUAAUUUCAAGUAUUCUAAAUUAACUAUGUUAGAGAUAUGAGCAAAGAUAAUUAGAAAAUAUAAUUAUAGAUGAGUAACAAAUAUAAUCAAAUUAAGAAGAUUAAAAAAAUUAUAGAUGAUUAAGAAUAAUGGUUUGAAGGUAAUUCAAUUAAUAAUUAUAAGAAAUUUUUGAAUAUUAUGAAGAAGUGAUAUAUGAAUAUGAUGAAUAAGAUCCAGAUGAACUUAGUUUAGGAUCAUAGAUGGAUUUAGAACAUUUAAUUGAGAACUAUGAUAUACCUGAAGAUUGUUAUGAGGAAAUUGUGAGUAUAUAUGAAUAUUACGAUGUAAGUGAAGAAACUGAAAAAAUUGAUAGUAAUAAAAAAUCUAAUCAAAAAACAGAAAAUGAAAAUAAUUUUUAAGUAUUUAAUUUAGGAGAAGAAGAAUUUAUUGCUUUGGUCGAUGAUCAUAAAGAAAUUUUGGAUGAUGAUAUUUUAACAAUGAAAAAACCAAUUGAAUAAGAAGAAGAUGAAGAAGUUAAUUAGAAACAUUAAAAGAAAGAGAAUCCAAUUAAUAAAAAAUCAAAUAAUAAAAAAAUAAUAAAAAAUAAAAAUAAGAAAAAGAAAGUUAAAAAAUAAAAAAAGAAAUAGAAAUGA